Messenger RNA from Culex quinquefasciatus (southern house mosquito), 2752 nucleotides. RefSeq lists its product as uncharacterized. The record is from RefSeq and is a predicted model, not a curated record. Bases 40 to 2577 code for a protein of 845 amino acids. NCBI's taxonomy places the organism in Eukaryota, Metazoa, Arthropoda, Insecta, Diptera, Culicidae. The transcript is spliced from 4 exons. Gene Ontology annotation, molecular function: phosphatase binding.
UUUUCCACCGUCAGUCAUCGUCGCGUAAAACCACUAAAAAUGUCCCAAAACGGCCACACCGGCGAGGUUCCGGAUGAGCCCGGAACCCACCAGACCAAUUCCGCCCAACUGUUGGAGAGUUUGAUCGCGCGCCACGGAAAACCCGUGAAGGAGAACCGGUGGGAUCGUAUCCGGCGGAAGCACCUGAACAACAUCACCGUGACGUCGAAAACGGUGAAACGGUUCUUCAACAUGGAUUUUGUCGACGAGGGCCAGCUGCGGAUGCUGAACGGAGCGGGGGAACAAAAGCAGACGCUUAAUCCGGUGCUCGUGAUGGAUAUCAGACACGAAAUGAUCAAGCGCAAACCGAAAUCAUCCGGCGGUACAAAACCAGACCCGGUCCGUGCCUACCAGCAGGAAACCCUGGAACAGCACAACCGCACCAUCGAGACGACCCUGUUUGAGAACGAGCUGAACAAGUUCCGCAAGGAAAUCACACGCAACGGCAAGCGGAACCAGGUGAGCGAGCAGAAGAAGAGCUUCCUGUUUAUCGACCUGCCCAAGAUCGACAACAGCUUCAUCUACGAUAGCCUGGAGGAGUGCGAGAAGUUUACGAACGAUUUCUACGAGAGUGCUAUCCGUGGGACGGAUAACUACAUCGAGGAGGUGCGGCAGGAGCAGCUGAUCAUGUACAAGGAGCCGGCUACGAUCGAGGAGAUUCGGGAGGAACCGGUGGAGAGCAAGACCAACGGUGAAGGUUCGAGCGACGAUGAGGAGAACAAGAUUGUGCGCUUUGGGGAUACCCAGGUGAUUACGUAUCCGGCGGAGGAGUCGUCGUUCUCGCUGGACGGUUCCGAGUACGAUUUUGACGAUAAUGAGCUGUUUCUGGAGUCGCUGGACUCGGACUUGGACGAGUUUGAUGAGACGGAGUUUUUGUCGACGGAGAGUCCGUCGGAGGGUCAAGAUGGGCGAGGUACGAACGCGUAUCAUACGGAUUCCAGCGACGAUGGGUUUAACGUGACGCGUAUUGAGGACUCGGGUGGGUCUUCCAAGGAUGACAGUACCGACUUUGGGAGGGAGAAGUUGACCUACAACUAUGACGACUAUCCGGAGGUACUUGAAGAACCGUUUCCGUCGCUGGAUGAAGGGGAUUUGAUCACGGUGAACCGUUGCAAGAUGGGAAAGAAAGACUACAGCAAGCUUCGUGUGACGAACUACAAGGCUGAGGACGGGAAGGAGGUCGAUGAUAAAGCGGAGAUUUCUGAAGAGUCGCGCAAGGUCAUCAGUGCAGCGUUGAAGGAGGGCUUCAUGCAGAACUACGACAAAGCAUUGCUCAAGCAGUUCUUCUUCAAGUGGCUUCAGUUUACGAUCUUGGAGAAGAUUUCCAAAGGUGCCGGGGUGAUUUCAACGCGCGAGCAGAAGCUCAAACGUAUCAAUGACUUUAUCAACAACAUUCGAGCAAACAAGAAGAAAACUGUGAAGCCGCCAAGCAUUGCACAGGUUGCGAGCGCUCGGAAGGACUACGAGCAUCGUCUGAAGGUCCAGCAGGACAUCAUCGAGCUGCAGAAGCUGAAGCUGGAACGCCAGGAACGCAUCAUAACCGAGCUGAAACUGUCCAAGUUCUCGGAAGCGGCCAAGAUAUCCAAGAUGGAAAUUCAAAGCGAGCUCCACAAGGCCAUGCGCACCGGCCACGUGCGUCUGCGGGCCAAAGCCAAGUGUAUCCAGAUCGUCGGAAACAUGAAGAACGAUACCAGCGAAGAGGAUGAAAUGCGCAAACUGCAAGCACAGGGGCUGAUGAUCCCCAAGUUCCUCGCAAAGAUGCAACAACGCGCUUUCGAGCGUAGCCAGCGCCACCAGGAAGCUAAGGAGCGCCGACUCCGAAUGGAAAAGGAGCGCGAGGAGAACAAAGUGGCCGCCGAAGAGGCCAAACGUCUCGAGGACGAGGAAGACCGCAAGAAGCGCUACCGCGAGAUGCGCGAAAAGCGCAAGAUCGAGAAGCUGCAGAAGAUCAUCCGCGAGCAGGAACGCCAGGCGUGGAUCGCCAACAACCAGAUCGCCAAGGAGUUCCGGCUGCUCAAGCUGAAGCGGUUCGCCAUACUGGCGUUCAAGCUGCUGCUAGGCAUCCGGCGGGACAACGAGCGGCGCGCGUUGGCCGCCCGCAAGCGGUACUACAAGCGGAAGUACUUCCGCCGCUGGUGGGGCCUCACGAACUCGGUUUGGGAGGGUAAGAAGCAGCGCGCGGACGAGCUGGCCAACGCGAAGGUCAUGCGGCUCGGGAUGAACGCGUGGAAGGAGUUCUGCCACGAGCAGCGCAAAAAGAUGCAGGUCGCCAUGGACUGGUGGGAGGUGCGUCAAACCGAGAAGGUCAUUUCGGUGUGGGUUGGACGCACGAAGCAGUCGCUGCUGAUUUUGCAGGGCAAGAUGUCGCACGCGUCCGCGCACUAUGAGUGGCAACUCAAGUGGAAGGUGUUUGAGCGCUGGCAGCGCCUCCACAUCAUACUGAAGAUUGAGAAAGAGACUGAGCAGCGGCGCCAGCGGUGGCGCAUGAAGAUCUGGGAGCUGCUGCCCGACUACAAACCGAUCGAGGAGGAGAUUUAAGCAUUACCCUAGAUACCAGCAACACCGUCAGCAAUAUUAUUGUGCAACACUUGAUAUAAGCUAAAGUCUGAUUUUUUGAAGUCCAAUUUUUUCUACCAGAAUUUUCAACUUGUAGUAGCGACGUUUGUAGUAGAAUCGUUUUUUCGAAGAAAAUAAAAUUUAAAAACUCAAAAAA